Andrographis paniculata is the source of this 1049-nucleotide messenger RNA. RefSeq lists its product as uncharacterized. The transcript is spliced from 4 exons. Bases 345 to 1049 code for a protein of 234 amino acids. NCBI's taxonomy places the organism in Eukaryota, Viridiplantae, Streptophyta, Magnoliopsida, Lamiales, Acanthaceae. The record is from RefSeq and is a predicted model, not a curated record.
UCAAUCUAAUAUAAUUAACAAAGCUUUUAUGUUUACACCUCAAAAGUAUAUUUAUUAUAAAUAAUUUGAACUACUGUAACUUGUACAGUACAAUAAGAUCCAACUCGAUGUUUAAAUUACAGUUCCAUCAAAAUCCUUAGCCUCUGCUCUCCUCUCCUCUCCGUGACUUCCAACUUCCAAAACUCGUUUCCUUUCCACCUGUCGUCUUCUUAUUCUCUGACCAACCUCCACAUAAUUUUCUUCUCCAGAUUUCGUCCUCCAAACCAAGCAGGCAGGUUCGUUGUCGUCGUCGUCGUCGUCUUAACGUCUUCUUCUGUGAUUUCGUAAGAAGCCUUGAAACGAAAAUGAGAGACUUAGCACUUCAAACACCACAGAGAGAUCAAUCGUCUUCAGCUCGCAGGCUGAAAUCUUCGUCAGAGCUCAAUAGGAAUGCACGCAAGGUCACAAAAAAGAGUUUGAAUCCUGAGUUCAAAGCCGUUUCAGAAGAAGAAUCUGUGGUUACGGAGUCUCUCAAGGAAAUUUCUGAUGUUUCCGGUGAUAAUUCAUUCAGCGAUUCUGCAGAGAUUUUGAUAACUAGUCUAGCAACGCCAGCAGCAGAUGCAUAUUCAACAGAAACAGUAGGUGUUAGUUCACCUGCACUGUCUCUGUCUUCAUCCUCCGUUGUUACUUCAGACAAGCAGGAGUUCGUUGCUACCUCAGAACCCCAAGUAAGCUAUCCUGAAUUAGAUUUUCUAAAGAAGAUCGAAUGUGUUGAGGCUGAAUUGGUGCUAAAACAUCUGAGGGAAGCCAGAACUGAGGUCUUGAAAUCAAAAGAUAUGGGUAAUUCAAUGAAACUGCUUCUGGAUUGUUUGCUGGACAUUAUCAUUGAUGAAUUCUAUGGUGGUGUAUACAAGAAGAAGGAAUGGGUCGAUAAACUACUAUCAAACAUGCUCAAACUGAGUUUUAUGAUCGGGAUAACUUUUGCUUUAUUCAUCAUCGUAUUUUGGAUCUUCAACUCGGAUGCUGCUGCUGCUGCUAAUGCAUUUCCCAUGGAUCCAACACCAACUUGA